AUGACCUUCAAGGACGGGGCAGACUCUCCCCUGCCUCCCGCGGAUCCCGAGGGCCCUGGGGCGCAGCGGGUCGAGGAGGCGCCCCGGAGACAGCUGAGGGCGGUGCAGAGGGCGGACGGCGAGCCCCGAGCGCACCUGGGCGCGCUGCUGGCCAGAUACAUCCAGCAGGCCCGGAAAGCUCCUUCUGGCCGAAUGCCCGCCAUCAAGAACCUGCAGAGCCGGGACCCCAGCCACAGGAUCAGCGACCGGGACUACAUGGGCUGGAUGGACUUCGGCCGGCGCAGCGCCGAGGAAUACGAGUACCCCUCCUAGGGCGCCCCCUCAGCGCCACCAAGCGCCUCCAGACUCCCCGGAGGCGGGAUAACAAAACAGUCACACUUACAGCUCAUCGUCUCUGCAGUUUGACAUUUUAAGUGUCUAUUUAUUAAGUUCUCCACGUGAAAACCCUGUGAGGUUGUCUGGCACAGCCAGCACCUCAGCAGAAUUGUACAAACGGAAGACAGCUGUCUCCCUCAUCCGUGACCCCUGGUUCCAAAGUGUGGCGAUGCUAUUAAAGUGAUUUCAUUCUG
Molecule: messenger RNA, 569 nt
Organism: Miniopterus natalensis
Lineage: Eukaryota; Metazoa; Chordata; Mammalia; Chiroptera; Miniopteridae
Gene: CCK
Product: cholecystokinin
Biological process (GO): digestion
Cellular component (GO): axon; extracellular region
Molecular function (GO): neuropeptide hormone activity
Source: RefSeq, a predicted model, not a curated record